This is a messenger RNA of Medicago truncatula (barrel medic), 1411 nucleotides long. Its product is annotated as 1-aminocyclopropane-1-carboxylate oxidase homolog 4. The coding region runs from base 56 to 1150 and encodes 364 amino acids. Lineage: Eukaryota; Viridiplantae; Streptophyta; Magnoliopsida; Fabales; Fabaceae. The record is from RefSeq and is a predicted model, not a curated record. The transcript is spliced from 2 exons.
GAUAUAUCACUUUAUGUGCAAUAUCCAAGCAAGAAACUCAAAGUAAGAAAGAAAGAUGGCAGCCAUAACAAGUGGUUAUGACAGAGUAAAAGCAGUGAAGGAAUUCGAUGAGUCCAAAAUGGGAGUAAAAGGUCUCUCUGAUUCAGGUAUCAAAACAAUUCCACAAAUUUUCAUUCAUCCACAACAAACCCUUUCAGACAUAAAAUCUACCUCCAAACAAACCACUUCAAUUCCACUCAUCGAUCUCUCCAACGUAGCUUCACCAAAUCACCGACCAAACAUCAUCAAACAAAUCAAAGAAGCAGCCAAAACAUGGGGAUUCUUCCAAAUCAUAAACCACAACGUAAACGUGUCAAGUCUCGACAACACAAUCAAUGCCAUCGAAUCUUUCCAUAACCAACCACACGAAACAAAAUCCAAAUACUACAAACGAGAUGAAGGACGUGGAGUGAUGUAUGCAAGCAACAAUGACUUGUAUAGAACCAACGCUGCCAGCUGGCAUGAUUCUCUGCAAGCGUGGAUGGCACCGGAGGCACCGAAAGCCGAGGAGUUGCCGGAGAUUUGUCGUAAGGAGAUGGUUGAAUGGGAUUUUCAUGCGGCCGGAGUUGCUGAAGUGGUUUUUGAGUUGCUCUCUGAAGGUUUGGGAUUGGAACGUGGAAAGUUGAAGGAGUUGAGUUUUUGUGAAACGAGGGUGAUUGUGGGACAUUGUUAUCCUUAUUGUCCUCAACCAGAUUUGACUAUGGGUAUUACACCGCAUACAGAUCCUUGUGCUAUUACUUUGUUGUUGCAGAAUCAGGUUCCGGGAUUGCAGGUGAAGUAUGAAGGUGAGUGGGUUGAUGUUAACCCGGUUCAAGGUGGUAUCAUCGUUAAUAUUGGCGACUUUCUCCAGAUAAUAUCCAAUGGAGAGUACAGUAGUGUACAACACAGGGUGUUGGCUAAUUCAAAUAAAAAAUCGAGAAUCUCAAUAGUUAUGUUCUUGAAUUUGAGUAAAUGGAGAGGAGAAGGUUACCAUGGCCCUCUUCCUGAGUUGCUGUCCCCGGAGAAACCACCGGUUUAUCGAGAUUUCACUACACAGGAAUUUAUUGAGAACUUUUAUAGCAAGGGAAUUGACGCUAAGUCUUUCGUAGACAAGGUUAAAAUUCAAAACUGAAACGCAACUACAUAUAAUAAACAUGCCAAAGUGUUUAAGUUUUCUACAUAAGGGAUGUAGAAUUAUCCUUAUAGAUCAUGACCUUGCUCUUGACUUUCUUGCACAAAAAAUAGAUAGUUUUUGUUUUGUUUUUGUGUGUUUCCGUGUUAGGCAUUGCUUCGUAAAAAUAUCUAUGAUUUGUUUUGCUUGGAAGGGAAAUGUCUAUUAUGCCUUCGUUUAUGACAUGCAGGAUGAAUACUAUAAAAUUGAUUUGUUUAUUAA